Mesorhabditis spiculigera is the source of this 666-nucleotide messenger RNA. The record is from the annotation of a GenBank genome assembly. Lineage: Eukaryota; Metazoa; Nematoda; Chromadorea; Rhabditida; Rhabditidae.
AUGGGCCAGCGCAUCGUCGUCUCCGACGUCCAAGAAUCGAUCCACUUCGUCCGCUACAGGAGAUCGGAGAACCAGCUGAUCGUCUUCUGCGACGACACGACACCCCGAUACGUUACGGCCGUCUGCAUGCUCGACUACCAGACGGUGGCCAUUGGCGACAAAUUUGGCAGUGUAGCAGUGGUCCGUCUGCCCGACCGUGUCAACGAGGACGUCGUCGAGGACCCCACCGGCACCAAGCAGCUCUGGGAACGUGGAUGGCUGAAUGGGGCUAGUCAAAAGCUCGAAAUGAUCUCUGUGUUCUACGUGGGCGACAUGAUCACCUCCCUCCAGAAGGCGUCGAUGGUCCCGGGCGCUGGUGAAGCUCUCGUCUACUCAACGAUUGGUGGCCAGAUUGGCAUGCUCGUGCCGUUCAUGAGUCGUGAGGAGCACGACUUGCUGCAAAACCUCGAGAUGCACCUCCGUGUCGAAUUCCCGCCGCUGUGUGGCCGUGAUCAUCUGUCGUUCCGCUCCUACUACCACCCGUGCAAGUCUGUGAUCGAUGGGGACAUGUGCGAGCAAUAUUCCAUGAUCGACCCGCAGAAGCAGAAAUCGAUCGCCGAGGAGCUGGGCAAGUCGCCGAACGAGUUGAUCAAAAAGCUGGAAGACAUCCGGACACGCUACGCCUUC